GCGAAAACACACGUCAUUCAUUCACGUCUCACUGAACAGCAACAGCGACAUCGCAGCGGUCACUGACGACACGAGCUCUCCCUCCAGUUCUCAUUGCAACCACACAAACACAAACACACAGACUCACACCGUGUCGGUUAGGUUGAAGCGCAAUCGAUCCGUCUGCAACUAUGGCUGAGGGCUUGGUUCAUGUGAAGCGGGCGCUGGUGUCGGUGUUUGACAAGCAAGGCAUCGACGUGCUUGGCCCAGCACUUGCGCGCCAUGGUGUGACCGUGCUGUCGACGGGUGGCACCGCCGCUGCGCUCCGAAAGGCUGGCGUUCCCGUGGUGGACGUACAAGACGUCACAAAGUGGCCCGAGAUGCUUGGCGGCCGAGUGAAGACGUUGCACCCAGCCAUCCACGGGGGCCUGCUUGCCAAUCGCAAGGAAGAGCAGCACCUCAAGGAGCUUGCAGACCUCAACAUUGAGCCCAUCGACAUGGUCAUCUCCAACCUCUACCCGUUUGAGAAGACGGUUGCAUCUGGCAAGGGCUUUGAGGACUGCAUUGAGAUGAUUGACAUUGGCGGCCCAACAAUGGUGCGCGCGGCGGCCAAGAACUGCGACAGCGUUGCUGUGGUCACCAGCCCUGACCAGUACGAGGCCGUUCUCGCAGAGAUGGACAAGACAGGCGGUGCCCUUUCAGUGGCUACCAGGCGCAAGCUGGCCGCCAAGGCCUUCACCCGCACCUGCGAAUACGACGCGGCCGUCGCCGCGUACAUGACCAAAGAAACCACCCCAGACCAGGCAGUGUCUUCCCGCUUAUACGUACAGGGUGGUGCGUUGCGGUACGGUGCCAACCCGCAUCAGAGCCCCGCCAGCUAUGCCAGCGUCCUCGGCCAUGCCCUGCCAUUCCGUGUGGUCAACGGGCAACCGGGGUACAUCAACCUGAUGGACGCCCUCAACGCCUGGCAGCUGGUCCGCGAGCUCAACUCCGCCCUGGACCUUCCCGCCGCAGCUUCCUUCAAGCACGUCAGCCCUGCUGGUGCGGCGGUUGCCACGCCGCUCUCCGCACAAUUGGCCAAGGCGUACGAGGUCGAUCCAAGCACGCUCUCAGACCAGGCCCUGGCAUAUGUGCGGGCGCGCGGCGCGGACCCACUCUCCAGCUACGGCGACUUUGUGGCCAUCAGCGGCGUUGUGGACGAGAGCACAGCGCGCCUGCUGCAGUUUGAGGUCAGCGACGGCAUCAUCGCGUCCGGGUUUGAGCCCGCGGCCUUGGAGAUCUUAAAGGCCAAGAAGAAAGGGCGCUAUCUCAUCCUGGAAGGAAACCUGAAGUACGCGGCCCCAGCUGAUGAAGUCAAGGAAGUUUUUGGCGUGGCCCUCACCCAGAUUCGCAACACGGCCACCAUUACACCAGAUCUUGUCAACUCCAAGGUGGUCACGAAGCAAAGCAUCCACCAAGAAGCCCUUCGUGACCUCGUCGUUGCGACCAUCGCCGUCAAGUACACCCAGUCCAACUCCGUGUGUUAUGCCGCCGAGGGUCAGGUGAUCGGUGUUGGUGCUGGUCAGCAAAGCCGUGUGGACUGCGUCAAGCUGGCUGGCCGUAAGGUGGACACGUGGCGUGCGCGCACCCACCCCAAGGUUCUGAACCUCAAGUUCAAGGCCGGCGUGAAGAAACAAGCUCGGAUCAAUGCCCGUGUUGCAUACAUUAGCAACGACAUGACACCUCAAGAGAAAACACACUGGGAAGAGCUCUUCGAGGAGGUUCCCGAGCCACUCACGAUGGAGGAGUCCAGGGAAUGGGCUGCAUCUUUCAAGAACGUCUCGCUGUCGAGUGACGCAUUCUUCCCCUUCCGUGACAACAUUGACCAGGCCGCAAAGCACGGAGUUGCGUUUGUGACCCAGCCUGGCGGCAGCGUGCAGGACGACACCGUGAUUGAAGCCUGCGACGAAUACGGCAUGGCCAUGUCCUUCACAGGCACACGUCUCUUCCAUCACUGAAACAGCUCCAACCUUGUUGGACAGCUUUCCACCCAUCAUCCUUUUGUUUCCUUGCCAUUUUCAUCCCCAAUGCUUCAAACAUGGCCGUUCUUCACACUGCAAUGAAGCUAGAUUUCCAGACA
Messenger RNA from Salpingoeca rosetta, 2098 nucleotides. RefSeq names its product 5-aminoimidazole-4-carboxamide ribonucleotide transformylase. Gene Ontology annotation, cellular component: cytosol. The transcript has 7 exons. Gene Ontology annotation, biological process: 'de novo' IMP biosynthetic process. Bases 171 to 1976 code for a protein of 601 amino acids. Lineage: Eukaryota; Choanoflagellata; Craspedida; Salpingoecidae. The record is from RefSeq and is a predicted model, not a curated record. Gene Ontology annotation, molecular function: IMP cyclohydrolase activity; phosphoribosylaminoimidazolecarboxamide formyltransferase activity.